AUGUUGUUCUGUCCCAAAAACGUGCAGAAAGCCAGCGAUAGUAUAUACAAGGUGUUGUCUUAUGGUCAAGCCUUUAUAGUGGAUAUAGUCGCCAAGACCUGCUCAUGUCAUCGAUUUCAGAUUGACGAAAUCCCUUGUGCGCAUGCGUAUAUAUACACAGGGAGGUUGGUUGCCGGUAUCUCGGAAGACAACAAGUGCGGUGCUAACUGGUUCAACAUUUUCACUAAUCUUUCCACCAUCUACAUUUCUUUGAUCCGCACCUACUUCAGACUGAUACAACAUUAUCUACCUCAACUAGAAACUGAGUGUUGA
Molecule: messenger RNA, 312 nt
Organism: Striga asiatica
Lineage: Eukaryota; Viridiplantae; Streptophyta; Magnoliopsida; Lamiales; Orobanchaceae
Source: the annotation of a GenBank genome assembly